Messenger RNA from Cryptotermes secundus, 468 nucleotides. It is a transcript of the gene Nedd8, whose product is annotated as NEDD8. Gene Ontology annotation, molecular function: ubiquitin protein ligase binding; protein tag activity. The record is from RefSeq and is a predicted model, not a curated record. Gene Ontology annotation, biological process: regulation of proteolysis; protein neddylation; modification-dependent protein catabolic process. The transcript is spliced from 4 exons. Gene Ontology annotation, cellular component: cytoplasm; nucleus. Lineage: Eukaryota; Metazoa; Arthropoda; Insecta; Blattodea; Kalotermitidae. The coding region runs from base 95 to 337 and encodes 80 amino acids.
ACCAGGUGUUAGCUGUCUUUGGUCAUAGGUUCUUCAUUCUGUGAUUCCGUGUUAGUUGUGUUUGUACCGGUGUUCUCACAUUUCCGAUUUGAAAAUGUUGAUUAAAGUUAAGACGUUGACAGGGAAAGAGAUAGAAAUUGAUAUCGAACCAACAGACAAAGUUGAACGCAUCAAAGAAAGAGUUGAAGAAAAGGAGGGGAUCCCACCCCAGCAGCAGCGCCUAAUAUUUUCUGGAAAACAAAUGAAUGACGAGAAGACUGCUCAAGACUACAAAGUGCAAGGUGGCUCAGUGUUACAUUUAGUGUUAGCUCUGAGAGGUGGAAUUGGAACUGUAUAAUGACAUUAAAAAACAUUCUGUGUUUGUUACAUUAACAUUUAUAAUGAUAAUUGCUACAGUACAUCCAACAACAUUUUCUGUAUGCUUGGCACCAAUGAUGUUUGUUCAUUAAUAUACAUUAGUUGCAUUUA